Penicillium brevicompactum is the source of this 1044-nucleotide messenger RNA. Its product is annotated as intradiol ring-cleavage dioxygenase. Gene Ontology annotation, molecular function: oxidoreductase activity, acting on single donors with incorporation of molecular oxygen, incorporation of two atoms of oxygen; iron ion binding. The coding region runs from base 1 to 1044 and encodes 347 amino acids. Lineage: Eukaryota; Fungi; Ascomycota; Eurotiomycetes; Eurotiales; Aspergillaceae. The record is from RefSeq and is a predicted model, not a curated record. The transcript has 3 exons.
AUGCGCAACACUUUCCUCGUAGCUCUUGCGUGCGCCUCCGCCAUCACCGGAGUCACAGCUCACCCGGAACGUCAUGACCAUUCCAAGGUCCACCCACCAGCGAUUCACGCAAGAGGCACAGACAAAUGUGCCCGUCAGAUCGAGCAUCGCCGGGAUGCUGCUUUCUUGAAGCGCAGAAACGCCCUGGGAAAGCGCGCGGCUUCCAACGCAAACCGCUUCAUGUACAAAGAGCUCCAGAACAAGACAUGUACCCUCUCUCCGGACACCAUCUUCGGUCCCUAUGAUGUUGACGGUGAGCUUCAUCGUCAUGACGUCCGAGAGGGACAAGAUGGAGUUGACCUCUACCUUGACCUCGGACUCAUUGAUCUUGAGACCUGUGAGCCUCUUUCGGACGCUUGGUUGACUAUCUGGUCUUGCAACGCCACUGGAACGUAUUCUGGAUACAUUGGAAUUGACCCUGAUACCGUGGAGGCAUACAAUGGCUGGACCACACGGUCGGAUGGCACAACCGACGACUCCACCUUCCUGCGCGGUAUCUCCAAGACCAACGAGGCUGGUAUCGGCGAGUUCCUGACAAUUUUCCCGGGCUACUACUCCUCGCGCACCACUCAUAUUCACGUCACUGUCCAGUCGAAGGUUGAUGGAGACGACACGAGCUACUCUGCCGCAGCAACUCAGCACGUUGGUCAGCUUUUCUUCCCCGAGGAUUUGAUCAACUCGGUUUAUCAGCUUGCUCCUUACCAUGCCCAUCUUGCUACCUUGAACCGUACCCUGAACUCCGAGGAUUCGCUUUACCCCACUGCCAACUCUGAUGGAAACGAUGCUAUCAUCUCCACGGAGUUGCUUGGACAAACUCUCGCCGAGGGGCUCAUUGGCUACAUUACGAUUGGUGUCAACAGGAGUGCAGCUGCCAUUGCCACAACCGGAGAACAGGUUAAUGUGCAGGGUGCUAUUCCUACUGUUUCGUUGAGCGCAAGCGCCCAAGCCGCAGCCAACACUAUUGAUAUUGCCCAGGGAUACCGGCCUAAUGGCAUGAAGGUAUGA